ACUGAAACCCAUUGAAGCCAGCGUGGUUGGCUCACCUCCUCGCCUUUUCUCUCUCUCUCUCUCUCUCUCUCUCUCUCUCUCUCUCUCUCUCUCUCUCUCUCUCUCUCUCUCUCUCUCUCUCUCUCUCUCUCUCUCUCUCUCUCUCUCUCUCUCUCUCUCUCUCUCUCUCUCUCUCUCUCUCUCUCUCUCUCUCUCUCUCUCUCUCUCUCUCUCUCUCUCUCUCUCUCUUGUCACUGGUUCACCGGAGCUACCUCCUCGCCUUUCCUCUCUCUUGGUCACUAGUUCACCGGAGCUACCUCCUCUCCUUUCCUCUCUCUCUCAGCUGUCCUGUUCCUGUUCGCAUUGCCCUCUCCAUCUCAUUCUUGAGCCUCCGCCUCUCGCUCUCUGUCGUAUCAGCUCUCACAAUUUUUCCGACGCAAUCUCUGUUGGAGUAUCUGAACUGAACCACUUCUUUCUGCCUCACCUUUUACUACUACUGCUCCAAGAUGAGAAUUAAGAAACGAAAGCGUCAGAACAGGGCAGUGAAGUUCUACACUGCUUGCUGUGGUUUCAGAAAGCCCUUCAGAGUAUUCUGCUGUGGCACAUUUGUGCACCACCUGGUUGAUAAUCACAUUACCCCCGCUGACCAAGUUAUCUCUGAACUUCUUGGUUCUCCAGUCAAGCUUUUCACUACCAGGUGUAUUAUUGAAGAGUUGAAAAGGCUUGGUCCAUCUUAUACUGAGGCUCUUGAAGCAGCUCGUAGCCUCAUAACGGCAAGAUGUCCACAUGAAGAAUUGAAGGGUGGUGAUGCUUGCAUUGCUGAUAUAAUUGGCAAAACUAAUGCUGAGCACUUCUUUCUUGCUACUACGGAUUAUGGGUUGCGAGAGAAAUUCAGGGAGAUACCCAAUACUCCUAUAAUAUAUGCAUCACGAAAUGCUGUAUUGCUAGAAUCGCCAUCGCCUUUUCAACGGUCUUACAUUAAAAAACUGGAAGAGGAGCGUUCUCACAUGAGUUCAUUGGAGCUAAAGAUCUUGGCUAAUAAGGGGAUUUCUAAAGAAGAAACAGAAGAUGAGCAAACUGUUAGAAGGAAGAAUGUCCACAAGGGAUUGGAGAUGAAGGAUAAAGUUCAGUUCAAAAGAAAUAGAGCAAAGGGUCCAAAUCCACUUUCAUGUUUGAAGAAAAAGAAGCCUGAUAAUGCAGAUACUCAACAAAAGAAGGAUGGAAAUGGGAAUAGUGAUUCUUCUAAAAAGAGAAAUAGAAAGCGCAAGAGGUCAAAGACAAACCAAAAGAAGGAGGCUUCGGAGAACUAGAGUACCAAAAUCCCCAAGUCUUUCAAAUGAUUCUUUAAUUUUGUAGUUUUAAAAGAAAAUUUAGGAAAAUAGACGCCAUACAUUGCAUAUGAAUUCCCUAAUUGAGUGCUGGCAAAAUGAGGAACAAUUUUACAGAUGUUAUAACUGUUUUUCGACUGCCAUUGUGCUUCAUUGCAAUUUUGUUCUCCUAAUAGAAGAGAUUCUGUAUAGAAAUGGGAUUUACACUCAUUCUUAAAA
Molecule: messenger RNA, 1526 nt
Organism: Cannabis sativa
Lineage: Eukaryota; Viridiplantae; Streptophyta; Magnoliopsida; Rosales; Cannabaceae
Exons: 8
Coding region: 486-1289 (267 amino acids)
Cellular component (GO): nucleolus; small-subunit processome
Molecular function (GO): small ribosomal subunit rRNA binding
Source: RefSeq, a predicted model, not a curated record